Cucurbita pepo subsp. pepo (vegetable marrow) is the source of this 1202-nucleotide messenger RNA. Its product is annotated as AT-hook motif nuclear-localized protein 20. Gene Ontology annotation, cellular component: nucleus. NCBI's taxonomy places the organism in Eukaryota, Viridiplantae, Streptophyta, Magnoliopsida, Cucurbitales, Cucurbitaceae. The record is from RefSeq and is a predicted model, not a curated record. Gene Ontology annotation, molecular function: minor groove of adenine-thymine-rich DNA binding; DNA-binding transcription factor activity.
AUGGCUGGUUCAGAGAGAAGAAACACCCCGCCGACACGGCUACAAAGCCAAGCUCCGGCGUCCAUUGUGAUAAACCGAGCGUCAAAUUGGAACGUGGCAAUACCCUUGUUGACCCCUCUUGUAUCAGCUUCACCUUGUGGUAAUUCAAGCCAGGAUGUGUUGUUGACGGCUGAGAAUAAGGCGAGGGAAGAGACCAAAGGGCUAACCGUUACCAAGUGGCAACACCCGGCGUGUCCGUUUCUGGCGAAUCCUUGGUGGACAACGCAGGUGGGGCUGUCGGGAGUGGAUCAUCAUCACCCCACAGCAAUCAACUCGCCCAUUUACAAACAAAGCGAUGAAAACAGCGGCGGUGGAAGCGGCAGUCGAGACGACGACGACGAAGACGACAACAACCGUGACGAGCUUACAGAAGGGGCGGUCGAGGCUGGAACUCGAAGGCCAAGAGGUCGUCCACCUGGAUCUAAGAACAAACCCAAACCGCCUAUCUUCGUCACGCGUGACAGUCCCAACGCCCUAAGAAGCUACGUCCUAGAGGUCGCUGCGGGGUCUGACGUGGCGGAUUCCAUCGCUCAAUUCGCCCGUAAACGCCAGCGUGGCGUCUGUGUUCUCAGUGCAACGGGUUUGGUUGCUAACGUCACUUUGCGUCAGCCCGCUGCCCCUGGCUCCGUAAUGCCACUCCAAGGAAGGUUCGAGAUUCUUUCUUUAACCGGCGCGUUUUUACCUGGUCCGGCCCCACCUGGGUCCACUGGCCUGACCGUUUACUUGUCCGGCGGUCAAGGGCAGGUUGUCGGCGGUAGCGUCGUUGGGUCGCUUGUAGCUGCUGGACCCAUUAUGGUAAUUGCUGCUACUUUUGCUAAUGCGACAUAUGAAAGGUUGCCUCUUGAAGAUCCCGACGACCAUGAAGUUGGCAGUGGCUCCGCUUCACACGGCGGUGCGAGAAGCCCACCGCCGGAAAUUAGAGGCAGUGGAGGAGGGCAGAUGGGAAGUGGGAUGCCGGAACCGACUUUGCCGCUCUAUAAUUUACUUCCGGAUAUGAUGCCCAACGGAGUUCAGCUUGGGCACGACGGGUACGCUUAUGUCCGGCCACCCUAUUGAAAUUUCAAAUCAUUUAGCCUAACUAGACAAAGAACAUGAUAUGAUUAUGAUGAUCUAUUCAACAAUUAGGGUUGCUGAUGAAAAUUUAAAAAAAAAAAAAAAAAAAA